GGUGUUCGGUAAUGGAAAUGCCAUCGGGUUGAAUCCUGUGUGAGGGCCGGUUUCUCGUUACCGCCACCCACUUUUGCAGUCCCCCAGUCGUUCUAUUUGAUAAGCUGCUGCAGCAGCAGUGGAGGAAGAAUAAGAAACCUGCAGUUGAAGUGGGCUUUCUGUGAAGUGCGUGUGAGCGAGAGAGGUGAUGGGGAGUGGAUCGUGCAUGUUGCCUGUCUCUAUCUGACUGCUGGUGGCUUUGCAGCCGGAAGAAGCUUUUCCUAGAAAUGUUCUGAGUGCAACUCUGUGCAAGGAGAGAAACUAGGAUGCUGCUGGGUGGAUGCGAUAGCGGCGAGACGAUUGCCAAUAAGAAGAAAAUUGUCUGAGGAAAAAGCACGACCGAAAAGGAAAAGUGAAAAAUACGCCGAAAAGCGCCAAAAUUUUGUCCGUCUGUGAACUGCAGAUUUCUUCCCGGUGUGUUUCUUCGACUUUUCGGCAACGAGGAAGACGAAGAAAGUGUGUUUGUACCAGUUUUCGUGCGAUUUUGGCUGAGACCGUCAUCGUAGGUGGAUUCGAGGAAGAUAUUUUCCGUCGUUCCGUACUUGUGAAUGAAACUGUGCGCUUUUAGGUACAUCUUUGACACACUAAAGUUUUGCCAGUGAAACACAAACGUGGUGCUCGGUAGAUAUUCUAUGGAAGACUAGAAAGUUUCUCUCGACGGUUGUGGGUCGGAAGGUACAGGAGAAGGUUACUGUUUUUGAUAAUCAUGUGAUUUUGUGUUGUCUACUGGCGGGAGCGGGAAUAAUGAAAAUACAGACCAUUGCAGAAUUCCUGCAUCUGCAAUAAAAGUGUCACCGUCAUCGUAGGUAAUUCUGUCAGUGGAGAAAAAAAUAAUUGAAGCCUGAUCAAUACCCAAUAUGAGUGAGUGAGAAGAAGCAAACAGAGAGAGAAAUUAGCUGCCCAGUCGGUGUGUAUAUUUUGCAAAUUUGCCCGCUCUUGGGCCAACCAACCAACCAGUGACAAAUUGGUCCAUCGCUGGCAGCUGCGAAAAGGGAAAAUUCAUACCGUACAACAACACAUAAAUUAUUGAUUGGAUUUCGAUCACAUACGAGCAUUUUUGGUGGAACGAGCGACAGAAAAAAAAAAGCAGAAGGGAUAAAACUGAGAUUUGUGCGUAGUGGUGCAGUGCAGCAUAUUUGAGCAUAUCGGUGCCAGUGAAAAUAUCGUUCCCGUGCCUCGACGGUCGGCUGGGCUGCGUGUGGUGUGCAAUCGAUCUUUGAUGUGAUAAAAUUUUCUGGUGGAUAAUUUUGGAUGAUACAGAAAUUGUCGGUACUGUUUCGACUGUGCGGUGAGUAAGGUAUCUUUACAAUCGGACCGAAGGAAACAUUACAAGGAUGCAGAAGACAAGGAUAAACGAUAAGACGGUUGUAAUGGCACUACUGAUGUUGUGGAUGAAUUUCGGUUUCACAUUUGCAUUCGACUCACAUCUGAGGGGACCUUCUUUCGUUAUGGAACCACCUCCUCGACUCGAAUUCUCCAAUUCUUCCGGCGGUUGGUUGGACUGUUCGGCCUCGGGUAGCCCACAACCCACUAUAGACUGGCUCUCGGUGGACGGAACGUCCGUCGGUGACGUUGGUGGAGUACGACGAGUGCUACGGAAUGGCACCCUAGUGCUGCUACCAUUUCCUGCUGCUGCCUUCCGGCAGGAUAUUCAUAAUACAAUCUAUAGAUGCGUAGCAUCUAACACUGUAGGACGGGUAAUAUCCCGGGACGUUCAAGUCCGAGCAGUGGUUGCUCAAGCGUACAAAGUUGACGUCGAAAUGCUGGCAGCGUCCCGAGGCUGUACCGCUAUUCUGCGUUGUGUAGUGCCUAAUUUUGUUAAGGAGCUAGUACGGGUGGUGUCCUGGGUGCAGGAACCUGCCUUCUACAUCUAUCCCUCGCUGCAGGGUGAUGGAAAAUAUCACCUGCUUCCCACAGGCGAGCUUCUAGUGCACAAUCUAGAGUAUAACGACCGGUAUCCCUCGUACCGGUGUAGGACGAUGCAUAAACUAACGCGGCAGGUCGUCACCAGCAGUGCAGCGAAGAUACGAAUGAAUGAUCAAAGGGGCAUCGUGUCUCCUAGUGUGGUAGAGCAUACGUCACAUGUAUCAGUGUCACAGGACGAAGGAGCCGUCUUGCUUUGUGUGGCACAAGGCUGUCCAUCACCAGAAUAUCGAUGGUACACCCAUAACGGACCGGAACCGAUUCCCGUCUCGUCCGGACCGCGGAUACGACUGCUCGGGCCGGUGCUAGCCAUCGAGGCCGUGACGAGCGAGGAUGGAGGAGUCUACAAGUGCUCCGCUUCGAAUGCCGGUGGCGAAGCCAGUGCCGAUCUGCGGCUAACGGUGUCGACACCGAUUCAUGUUGAGAUAUCUCCAAACGUGCUAAGUGUUCACAUGGGCGGCACUGCCGAGUUCCGAUGCCUGGUUACGGCCAAUGGGAUGAAUGCGGGACCACAGCACAUCACAUGGUUCAAGGACGGUCGCCAACUGCCCAGCUCGGGGCGGGUGGGAGAUACGCUGCAGGUAACCGGUGUUACCCGGGAGGACAAGGGAAUGUACCAGUGCGUCGUUCGGCGGCAAGAGGGCGAUUCAUUUCAAGCGUCCGCCGAACUGCAACUUGGAGAUGCCCCGCCAUCGUUGGUGUACAGCUUCAUCGAGCAGACACUUCAACCGGGACCAGCCGUAUCGCUCAAGUGUUCCGCUCAGGGUAAUCCGACACCGCAAAUCUCGUGGACGCUCGACGGGUUCCCACUGCCAACCAACGGAAGAUUCAUGAUUGGUCAGUACGUUACGGUGCACGGGGAUGUGAUAUCGCACGUGAACAUUAGCCACGUCAUGGUCGAAGACGGAGGAGAGUAUUCGUGCGUAGCGGAAAACCGAGCUGGAAAGACGUCCCAUUCGGCCCGGUUGAACAUCUAUGGAUUGCCAUACAUCCGACUGAUACCCAAGGUGACCGCUGUAGCCGGGCAAACGUUGUACCUUAAAUGCCCCGUUGCCGGCUAUCCCAUCGAAGAAAUCCAUUGGGAACGCGGAGGACGAGAACUGCCAGAAGAUAUGCGGCAAAAGGUUCAAACGGAUGGAACGUUGGAAAUCAAGGAGGUGCAAAAGUCAUUAGAUUCGGGCGUCUAUACUUGCUGGGCACGGAACAAACAAGGCCACAGCGCCAGGCGGAGUGGUGAAGUUACUGUGAUAGUUCCUCCCAAUAUCGAGCCUUUCAUCUUCCAAGAUGGCCUGGCCGAGGGCAUGCGAACGCGAACCGUCUGCGGCGUGUCCAAAGGUGAUCAGCCAAUGUCUUUCAAGUGGCUCAAGGACGGUGAACCGCUGUCCUCAAUGCUCGGUGCCAACGUGUCCACUCUCGAUCAGUAUUCGUCCCUCCUCAAUAUUCCCUCCCUCUCAGCGGCACAUUCCGGUGAUUACACGUGCGUCGCCAGCAAUCCAGCGGCCGAGGUGAAGUUCACUGCGUCGUUACAGGUAAAAGUUCCACCUCGUUGGAUUGUUGAACCAACCGACGUGAGUGUCGAACGAAACCGCCACAUAACGCUGCACUGCCAAGCCCAAGGAGUUCCCACACCGACUAUCCAGUGGAAGAAAGCAACAGGGAGCAAAUCGGGAGACUACGAAGAGGUUAGGGAACGACCUUACACGAAGCUGCUAACGAACGGUUCACUGCUACUGCAGCACGUCAAAGAAGAUCGAGAGGGAUUUUAUCUCUGCCAGGCUCACAACGGAAUUGGAACUGGAAUUGGGAAAGUUAUUCAAUUGAAAGUGAACUCAUCACCCUACUUUUCGGGACAGUCUAAAAUGGUAACGGUUAAGAAGGGAGAUACGGCAAUUAUGCAGUGCGAAGUAAAGGGGGAUAAGCCAAUCAAUGUAGUUUGGCUGCGUAACGGCAAACAUGAACUGAAUCCUUCUACCAACUAUCGAGUAGCGAUAAAGCAGGAUGCCACUCCAGAAGGCAUACACGCAGAAGUGCAAAUAUCCAGCGUGGAGAGCAGUGACAGUGGCGCUUACUUCUGUCAGGCCAGCAAUCUGUAUGGUCGUGAUCAACAGUUGGUACAACUGCAGGUUCAGGAACCACCGCAGCCACCUUCAUCUCUCGAAACAUCGAUGAUUUCCAGUCGGUCGGUUAACCUCAAGUGGCACCCACGAGGUGGAGACGCCGCCGAAGUUACUAAAUAUAUCAUAGAAUACCGAGAAAUCGACCGCCAAUGGAUGUACAUGGAACUUGACCCACCGAAGUAUUCAGCGAGUAUUGAAAAUUUGAAGCCAGCGACAAAUUACGUAUUCAGGGUCAUAGCUGAAGGACCUGCUGGACGCAGCUCACCAAGUCAAGAACUAUUUAUAAAAACCGAACCUCAAAGACCAGCAGGAGCUCCAUUGAAUCUCUCUGCUAGACCCAUAUCGUCAACGGAAAUUCUUGUCAACUGGAUGCCGCCUACCUACGAGCUUAGACACGGUGAAAUUCAGGGAUAUAGCAUUGGUUUCCGUUCGAUGCACACUAAUUUGAACAGCUACAAUCAUACAUCUGUAGUCGGAGAUGGCGAGGAUGGUUCAGGCGAACUUUUACUUGGGAACCUUGCCAAAUAUACCCGUUAUACAAUAGUGGCUCAGGCCUACAACCAGGUAGGAUCAGGACCUCAAUCGGAACCUGUAACAGCGCAAACUAUGGAAGACGUACCCAGUAAACCUCCAGAAGAUAUAAGAUGCUCUUCAACAAGCUCCACGUCUAUAAAAGUCUCCUGGCAGCCACCGCCACAGCAACACAUGAAUGGCCUAUUGCAGGGAUAUACAGUAUUCUACGAGUCAGUUUCCGAAGAGGCUAUUAGCAAUGGAGACAUGGAAACUCGCAAGACCAGCUCCCUCAUAGCAUCGCUAUCUAGUUUAAGAAAAUUCUCCAACUACAGUGUUCAGGUCCUCGCUUACACGCGAAUGGGCGACGGAGUCAUAUCACCUCCAGUAUUCUGUCAAACCGAAGAAGACGCGCCGGAAGCCCCAUCAGACAUCAAAAUAGCCAUCAGCUCACCAUCAUCGUUAUACGUUUCGUGGCUGCCACCAAAUGAGCCAAAUGGAAUCAUCACAAGGUACAAUCUUUAUAUGCGUGCCGUCAAUGGUCGCGAAGAACUCAGCAAUGAUAAACGCAAUCUACUGCCCCAUCAACACUAUUUCGAAGCAAAACAACUACAAGGUCACACCGAGUAUCAAUUUUGGGUAUCGGCAUCGACGAGGGUCGGUGAAGGCAAAAGUACUCGGGUUGUUUCACUUAUGACCAGCAGUCGAGUGCCGGCGAAGAUAGUCUCCUUCGGAGGUUUGACCAUCAGACCGUGGAAAACGUCAGCCUCGCUUAACUGUAUGGCCGUAGGACAACCUCGUCGGGAGUGGUUCAAAGGUGACGUCCUAUUACGUUCUGGUUCGCAUCAUAACAUUCAAAUUCUAGACUCAGGAGAAAUCAUUAUCACCAUGCUGCAGUCAGCCGAUACCGGUAACUACACCUGUCAGGUUGACAACGGAAUCGGAACUGAUCGACUGACGCACAAUCUACUAGUUCAAGUUCCUCCGGGACCACCUGUCCUGUACGUAACCAGUGCUACCUCCAGCAGCAUACUGCUACACUGGAAAAUCGGAGCAACAGGAAAUGCUCCUAUUACAGCAUUUUCGUUACACUACCGAAGAGUUCAUGGAAACCUAGAGGAGAUGCAAAUUUCUCGGCAUGCGCAAAGCCACGAGCUGAAGGGACUGUUCUGUGGAACUACUUACCAGAUUUAUCUGGUAGCGCACAAUAAGAUUGGCUCUUCGCCGGCAAGUACCACGUUGAAUCUUAGGACCCAAGGGCAAGCACCCGGAAUUCCAACAGCAGCAGUAUUGAUAGCUCCGAACUCCACGUCGGUUGUCUUGCGGCUCAACGCAUGGCCGGACAACGGUUGUCCAAUAUUGUAUUUCGUCGUUCAGUAUCGGUCAGUGGCGAACAAUUUGGAUGACGAGUGGCACUUGGCUUCCAAUGCACUUAAAAUGCAGCGUCGAUAUACUGUUGCGGGACUGCUGCCAUCCACUCUAUAUCAGCUCAAGAUCGAGGCUCACAACGUGGCUGGAUCGACGAGUGCCGAGUACAACUUCGUAACACUCACCAAGGAUGGAGAUCCACCACCGCCAGAUAUACUGCAUCGAGGACAUCGCGCUCAAGUAUUCUACAGCAACAUUCAGCUGCUGAUACCGAUUAUCAUCACCAUCACGGCAACCAUCAUCUGCAUUGCGUUCACAGUAGUUUGCUACAAAUAUCGUGAGUAUAUUGUCCUGUUCUGUUUGGGUUACGGCACUGAGCCUCCUCGUUACUUCCCAGGCCAACGUGGUCGGGAGAGGAAGGACACGAUGGAAGGUAACCAACAGAGCUCAGACGCCCAGCGGGACCGCUACUAUGCUACCAUCCACAAGGUGGCACUGCAAGCUGGCGACAAGAUACCAGAAACCUCCGAGGACAUUUCACCGUAUGCCACUUUCCAGCUGUCGGAAGCAAGCACUUUGGCUCAGCCUCAUCACAGUGGGCCAGCCAACACUCUGUUGCACUCCUUCAUGUACCACGAACGUGCCAUGACUGAGGGAUGCGCUUCGCCACCUCCCGCAGCGGUACUGAGACAGCUUCAUAAUCAAUCGCCUUACUAUAAUAUUAAUUCGUCGAAAGGUCGUCGAAGGCAUUCGCGUAAAACUGAGCCUGAAAGUGAAGAAUCAGACUCCGACCCGGACCAGUUAACGUCCAGUCGAACUGAAUCGUCGAAUCAGCUGGACGCCAAGAUCAAGCACAGUAAGGAAGACCUUCUACAACCAGCCGCCUGUGGGGAUGAUGAGCUCGUCUAUAACCAGCAUUUCAUGCGUUCCAUUCCAGGUCUCAUCUAUCAUGGCACGCAAUCGAGCACCUCAUCCGACCUGUCACCGAUGUCCGAACAAAAAUCACUACCUCGUCGUGGCAGAUCAAGGGGAACAAUGAGAUCCUUACUUACACCACUACAUUUACCCGACAAUACACCGGGAGGCGGUGGCGGACCGCUGUUCCACCAGGUGCCGAUCGAGAGUGGCACGCCGGACCGGCUGGAGCUGUCGGAGGCGGAGUGCGACAUCGACACGAUCAAGAAGCUGAAGCUGGGUAUGCGUUCGUCUCUGUGGUCCCGACCCCAGCAAAGCCAUAGUGCGGUGGCGAAUGCAGCAGUCGGUGGUAACGGUGCCGGUGGUGGACCAGGAGGAGGAAACGGCAGCACAACCCAGGCACCGGGUGGCCAUCCGUCGGAUUACUCGAUUGCGGUAUAAAGUGGUUACUCUACUCCUACCAAACGUACUUUUGAAGACCAUGUGCAGGAUUUAUAUGGACACUUUUUUAGAGAUACCUACAUCUCUGUUUCAACUGAGACCGGAUAGGGUUUUAUUUAGGCAUCUCUGAGGUAGGUUAAGUUGCAGGUAUAUUUCGCAAAACAUGCACCUAUCAUGCAGGAAAAGUACUGAGCAUAAAUUUUAAACGAGGGUAAUGUUCCAAAUUUUAUAAACAAUACUGAUUCAAAAUGAGCAGUGACUAGCAACGAUGGGUUUGAAGUUUUCCCGACAAAGUUUGUUUUGUCUAAGAAAGGUAUGACAGACCUAUUUGGGCCCAUGCAUUAAUUAUGUCACGCUAAA
Molecule: messenger RNA, 7673 nt
Organism: Ochlerotatus camptorhynchus
Lineage: Eukaryota; Metazoa; Arthropoda; Insecta; Diptera; Culicidae
Gene: Dscam2
Product: Down syndrome cell adhesion molecule 2
Exons: 17
Coding region: 1374-7313 (1979 amino acids)
Biological process (GO): cell-cell adhesion
Molecular function (GO): protein binding
Source: RefSeq, a predicted model, not a curated record